This is a messenger RNA of Solea senegalensis (Senegalese sole), 948 nucleotides long. RefSeq names its product trypsin-like. Bases 47 to 796 code for a protein of 249 amino acids. Lineage: Eukaryota; Metazoa; Chordata; Actinopteri; Pleuronectiformes; Soleidae. The transcript has 6 exons. Gene Ontology annotation, molecular function: serine-type endopeptidase activity. The record is from RefSeq and is a predicted model, not a curated record. Gene Ontology annotation, biological process: proteolysis.
UGAGCUGGGAAAAGUUCAGGUGUCUUCUGAUCAUUCACCAGACACCAUGACACUGCUGGCUCUGCUGCUGAUGAUCGGAGCUGCCGUGGCAGUUCCUCGUGAGGAUGGACGCAUCAUCGGUGGGCAGGAUUGUGAGCCUCACUCUCGUCCAUACAUGGCCUCCCUCAACUAUGGCUACCACUUCUGUGGUGGAGUACUCAUCGGCAAGCAGUGGGUGCUCUCUGUCGCCCACUGCUGGUACAAUCCCUAUGCCAUGCAGAUCCUACUGGGAGAACACGAUUUGCGAGUAUUUGAAGGUACUGAGCAGCUCAUGAAGACGGAGAACAUCAUCUGGCACCCUGAUUAUAACUAUCAGACUCUGGAUUAUGACAUCAUGCUGAUCAAGCUCUUCCACCCUGUGGAGGUGACUGAGGCAGUCGCUCCCAUCCCGUUACCCACAGGCUGCCCCGUGGGAGGGCUUGCCUGCUCUGUGUCUGGCUGGGGAAAUACUGCCAUGGGCGACCAGGUGGACAUGCCCCGUCGUCUGCAGUGUCUGGACGUGCCUGUAAUUGAUGAUGAAGUGUGUAAAGGGGCCUAUCCUGGCAUGAUCACCAGGAGGAUGAUGUGUGCCGGAUACAUGGACGGAGGCAGAGAUGCCUGCAAUGGUGACUCCGGCAGCCCUCUGGUGUGUCUCGGAGAAGUCUACGGCCUUGUGUCAUGGGGUCAGGGAUGUGCUCUACCCAACUACCCCGGCGUCUACGUCAAAGUCUGCGAGUUCCUCUACUGGAUUGAAGACGUUCAGGCAGCCAAUCCCUGAAGAAAGUCUCCCCUCCUCACUUCUUCCAUUUGGUUCCCUGUCAAUUACCACGUAUCACCUGUAUCACUCUCUGGUGCCUCUUUGUCAUCCAGUCUCAACACACAUGUGCCAAAACAUCAAAAGCACAAUAAAACCACGCUGUUGUGUACUCA